Molecule: messenger RNA, 2082 nt
Organism: Guyanagaster necrorhizus
Lineage: Eukaryota; Fungi; Basidiomycota; Agaricomycetes; Agaricales; Physalacriaceae
Exons: 5
Coding region: 129-1982 (617 amino acids)
Source: RefSeq, a predicted model, not a curated record
GUUGUUGUCAAAAAGCACGUGCGGUAACCUUGUCCUCGCAAUUGCAAUCCGAUUGUCGAUCGUGUAAUAACAAUACAAGACGCGAAAAACAGCGACGGCACAUUGUACAUACAACUGCCGUCGUCAUUAUGGCCAGCGAGCCCGUCAUGCCUUCACUGUCGCCGCGUAGCCUCAGCGGCUGUCGACCAGGCCUCUUGGAUCCAAGCCAGCCACAGCGACUUUUGCGGUAUUCCACGUCUCAGAUUUCUUUCGCUUCAUUCAAUCCUCGUACUGCGACAGCUCAGGCGGACCUACCCGACUUUCGCAAACUAUCCUUGCAGGAAGAACUGUACAAUGCAAAACGCGUCGUAAUCGAGACAAGUGCUUCCGGCGAGUCCUUCUGGCGGUUCGUGCCCAGGGCGCACUUGGACGAGGGAGUGUUGGACGAGGGAACAUGGCCUCGCCUAGUGAACCUAUGUGGAGAACUCGUCGAAUUGAGCCAGGAUCAGUGGGACAUUUACAAGCUGGACACUUUCUACGAAUGCAGAGUGUGUCCGCCUCCUGCCUAUACCAUCAUUUCUAUCGCGCCUUCAAAGCCUCCACCGCCAUCUCACCUGCCCAAUUGUAAACGCCACCUAUCUCCCAGCUUUGACUUUGACAACGCUGCCCCAUCCUCGAAUUAUCCAAAAACGGCGGACGAUGCUCUUAUUUCUGAAGAAGAGGACGAGGUUGAAGACAUGAUUAUUGACGAUGAACCUGCUCCUCCCCCUCGACGAGCAAAAUCUGCAGUCCCACGACGGGAGGAAAUGCUCAAGAAAAGAAACGAACGCCGAGACAGGAAUUCUCAGCGAGAAGAGAAACUAUCAUCACCCCUACAAUCUCCCUUCAACUUCACAGGGUAUGGCCCAACGCCAUCUACUCCGACUCCAAAGGUCAAGAGAAAAGUCCACAAUGUAUUUGAGUCGUUGAAAACGCCUCCUGAUCCUGACUAUUCUGAAUUCUCAGAAGAAGCACGACGUCAAACGGCAACCUAUGAGCACGUCUCGUGGACAAAGCGAAAUCGGACUGUUUCUCCUGCUGAAGCCAGGCGGCACUUGGAUCACAAUAGAACAACGCGGCAGAAGCGAAAGGCAGAGAAAAUACGAGCACAAAUGCGUCAACACAACCAACGAUGGCAGAGUGAACUUAUGCCGGAUAUCUACGACGAACUCGCGCGGAUGCCAGCAUCUUCAUCCCCUGAGCGUCAUUUUUUUCCAGAAACAGUCGAAGAAGAGCCCGAAGACGUACAACAUAAUUUCUAUGAGGAACGAGAUGACCGCGCUGAAAGGGAAGCCUCCAUCGCUGCGUCGCGUGCAAAAUUGGCAGAUCUGGAAGCUGACAGACCAUUGUGGGAAGCUGCCGCCUCGGCGCGACAGCUUCGGGAGCAGGCAGAGGCAGAAGCGCAUCAAGCUAAAGUGGAAGCUAGGCGACAAACUGAAGAGAGCCGGGUGGCAGAACAGCGGGCAGAGAAAGCUCGCAAGCGAGAGGCCGAUGCUUGCGCGCGCGAGGACGCUGCAAGGAGGGAACGUGAGGCGACCGAGCAACUGGAACACGCGUGGCAGCAGCGUGAGGCUAGGUGGAACACAGGGUAUUGGACGCCCGCCCGUGCUAUUGCUCGCUAUAAAGAGUAUAGCGAACUUUUUGAUGUGACGAAAUUUGCUGCAGAUCCUCUUGAGUUUAGAAAAGUCCCGUGGCCUAUAUUGAAGAGACCCAGUAAACUGUCUACCGAGGACGUCGAUUGGGCCAAUGUAGAGGAAUUCUUUGCCGAGGCAAAGAAGACCAUGCGACUAGCGGAAUUUAGAGAGUUCGUUGAGAAGAGUCAUCGGCGGUUUCAUCCUGAUAGGUGGCGGUCUAGGGGUGCACUCAACAGUGUCGUAGACGAGGUUGCAAAGUCGUAUAUGGAAGUCGCUGCGAAUACUGUUGCCCAGGCACUGACGCCUUUGUGGAGAGAGGUGAAGCGGUGACAGAAGGGACGGUUGAUCUUGACGCAUUUAUAGUUUUAAGAUAUGUUGUAUUAUAUAUAGCAGUUCACCUACACACCUAAUCAAAUACUAGAGGAACGGA